AUCUCCAUCUUUGACUGAUUUAAGAGUUUCCGCUGCUUGUUAUGAAGUUGUCAGGUACGUUUACUUGUCCUUGAGUGAUGUCAUAUCGGAGUUAUAUUUAAGUCUGAGAGAUUUCCUUCAAACGACAGCAUAUAUUGGAUUCUCUUAGAUUUUUAUCGAAACACCAACGACAAUGCAGAAGAUCUCUGAUACAUUUGUAGUGUACUUUUUGACCAUUUUUGGAUAUUUUGGAGAAGUAACACCAUACAGUGUAUUCCACGACAAAUCCCAGACAACUAUGGACAGAACUGGUUGUUUGUACGAGGGACGAAUCAUUCCUGACGGGAAGUCAGUGGCCAUGAAGGGAUCUUGCCAAAUCUUGAAAUGUUUCGGAAAUAAAUUCCAAAAAUCUAAUGAGGCGUGUGCAAAAAUUACAUCAAGGACAUUCAAAUGUUUUCCUGGAGAAUCACACAUUGACCAAACAACUUGUAUUAUGUCAGCAUGUUUUGUCGACCGUAAGGGAUACAGCAUGACACACACUAAAGGAUGCAAAAUCAAUGGAAAGUGUGUUUUUCCAUCAGACUUUAAAGAUACAUUUGGUCUCCGAUUUUUGUGUCAUCAUAUGAGGUGUACGGGAAAAGGAAUCAUCAAAUCUCAAAAAAAGUCUCUGUGUUCUGAAGGCGAUCUAUGUCGCUCGACACGCUGGAUAGAUGCAUACAAGUGCAUGGACUGAGAAGUGAUAUAAUUCCCUGUCAUCUCAUUAUUGUAGAUAAGCAUUAUGUCUUGUUUUUGGUUACAUUUUCUGUUAUUGUUCUUGUUAACUUGAUGAAAUCGUAUACAUGUAUACUGAAAUAUUUGGAGAGAGAGAGAGAAAGAGAGAGAGAGAGAAAGAUCUUUUUGCUGACUGUGUGUCAUAUAAAUUGAGUGAAAACUUUAUUUUAAUCCCUUUUGAUUGAAGAAUGUUUAGAAAAUUAAUUUAUCUUUAUAAAAAUGCCAAAAGUAAAUUUCAUGAAAUUCGGUCAAA
This is a messenger RNA of Saccostrea echinata, 1003 nucleotides long. RefSeq lists its product as uncharacterized. The coding region runs from base 173 to 712 and encodes 179 amino acids. The record is from RefSeq and is a predicted model, not a curated record. Lineage: Eukaryota; Metazoa; Mollusca; Bivalvia; Ostreida; Ostreidae. The transcript is spliced from 6 exons.